AUGCAGUGCACACAACUGAUCAGUCGAAGACCAUUUGUCUUUGGAGGCAUUUCCCUCUUCCUUAUAUGGCUCUUCUUUGGUGUCGAUCACCAAGCUAUACGAGACAGGGUGCAGAAAUGGAACAUUUCAUCUGGAGCCAUGUCAGUUAAAGAGGCUGAUGUAUUCGACUUCCCUCCUGUUGACUCGCAAGCAAUGAGAGACAUGUGCUCUUCCGUCGAGUGGAACUCUAGCUUGAUCUUCACCUGCGACAACAACCAUGGUGGGAUUGGACAUAUACGGAAUUCGAUUCUCAACUGUGUCAGAUAUGCAAUUGGUGCUGGAGGAUCUCUCGUCCUUCCGAGUAUCGCUCCCCGAGGCCACGAUGAGCUAGAUGAUGCACCGCAUGUAGAGCGCCGUCAUGGGAUGCCAAGACAAGGGAUCGAAUACAUGUUCGACAAGAAUCACUUCGCGGAUUCCCUUCGGAAAUCAUGUCCUGAGCUAGUGCUGAUCAGACACAUGGAACCAGUCGAGACUCCAAGAAGACGAGGUCUAUUACCGGAAAGCCUCUUCCCAGAUAUCCCAAUAACAGGUUUGAAGCAGCCGGAAGAAUGGCCCAUCCGUUUAAAGGCUUGGAUCGAGUCAUACAUGUCCAAGGAGAACCAGAAGGAACCCAUAAUCAUCGACCUCGAGCAAUCAUUUCUUCACUACCCCAUCAAUUCCGAUGGUCACGAUGUGGCUCAUACUUUUGGCAAUAUCCUCAAAUUUCGCCCUGAUACUCGACGAUUAGCAACAAGAACCCUCAUGAAACUUUCGAAUUGGUAUGACCUACCUAUGAACCUUUCAGAACCAAUCAUCAACCCCUCGUUCUUCGGUGCUCAUCUCGAGACCGCGAGCCCUUUCACCCAAUCAAAGAGACACAGCGAUGUGAAGUACAGUCACUACGAAGCUCAGUCUACUGCUUAUCUGAAGCAAGCCUUUUCGGCCAAGACACAAAUCAUGUACAUUGCGUCUGGCGAUCUCGGCGAAGCCCACAAGAUUGGCUUAGAAGCUACCGAAUACAAUAUCGCAGUGACGCACAAAGAGGACCUGUUGAAGGAGGAAGAUGCGGACGAACUUGAAAGACUGAAUUGGGAUCAAAGAGCACUGGUAGACUACCUGGUAUUGACGAAAUCACAAGAAUUCGCCGGUGUUGGACACUCAAGCUUCAGCUGGAACAUUGCCUUGAAGAGACAUGAGGAGAUAGACCCUAUCUCAGGAACGUUGGAGGAGCAUACGGAGACAUGGAGUGAUGGGCUUAGUACGUUGUAUGGUGUGAGAAAGAGCUAUGUCCAGAGCAGUGGAUGUAUGUGGGCUUGA
This is a messenger RNA of Mollisia scopiformis, 1335 nucleotides long. RefSeq lists its product as uncharacterized. The transcript has a single exon. Lineage: Eukaryota; Fungi; Ascomycota; Leotiomycetes; Helotiales; Mollisiaceae. The record is from RefSeq and is a predicted model, not a curated record. Bases 1 to 1335 code for a protein of 444 amino acids.